GAUUGCAGCGCGGUCCAGUCUGCUGCUGGAAGAGCAAACCUGGCAACCUGGCAGCUUGUCCGGACUGGAGACCGUUGGCAAUCUGGCAAUGCGGAAAUAGAUCUGGCACCCCCGAGCCCGGACCGAGGAGAGAGGCGUGACUGAGCGAGCAGAGAGGAGAGUGGAUUGCAUUGGCAAAGAUAAAAUAAUAAACUAUUUCUUUCUUGUUGGCUUUUUUCUUUUUAAAAUAAAGUGCUCAGGUGCGCUCGUCUGCAUCGGCUGGGAUUUUUCCAGCACUUGUUUUUCAACCACGACAAGUCUGGGAAGAAGGAAAGAAGAAGUGCGUUUUUAUCGUUUGGAUUCCGGACUUCUUUACUGACUUUUCCUAUUUUUGUAUCGAGCAUGGAUGUGUUGGCGAAUUACAGUAUUUUCCAGGAACUCCAACUCGUUCAUGACACUGGUUAUUUCUCUGCGAUGCCUUCCCUGGAGGAGAACUGGCAGCAGACAUGUCUUGAGUUGGAGCGGUAUCUACAGACGGAGCCCAAGAGACUCUCAGAGCUCUUUGAUGAGGAGCUGGACUGUCUCUUAACACCAACCUUCAUACAGGGCGGUGACAGCGACGAGGACCUGAUGGACCCCCUCCUCCCCAACCUCCCUGACCAGCCCAGCCCACCUCCACUACUGAUAACCCUCCCCAAGGUCCAGGCCAAAAUCCUCCAGGUGCCCAACCCCAGCAGGACCCAAGCAGAGGCAGGUACUGAAACCCUCACCCCAAAGGACCAAGUCCUCGCAGGAGUCAGUGCCGCACAGCUCAGUGCCGCUGUUACAUCCCUUACACCGCCAUCGUCACCAGAGCUCGGCCGCCACCUCAUCAAGCCCACACAAACACUGACCGCGACUGCGGACGGUACACUAACGCUCAAAUUUGUGGCAAAGAAAGUUGGGUUUGGAGCGGCUAAACUGGUGGCAGCACGAGCAUUACCAUCACCGCCAAGCCGUGGAGGAGCCCUCAGUGACAGCGAGCAGGGAGGAGGAGGAAGUCUUGGAGGAGACAUACCAGAAAACAAAAAGAGAGUCCACCGAUGCCAGUUUAAUGGCUGCAGGAAAGUUUACACCAAGAGCUCCCAUCUGAAGGCACAUCAGAGGACUCACACAGGUGAGAAACCCUAUAAGUGCUCAUGGGAAGGCUGCGAAUGGCGUUUUGCCCGCAGUGAUGAGUUGACACGACACUACCGCAAACACACCGGAGCGAAGCCAUUCAAGUGCAACCACUGCGACAGGUGUUUCUCUCGGUCGGACCACCUGGCCCUGCACAUGAAGAGGCACAUCUGAGGGGAAAAAAGAAAAGGAGUGGGAGAGGAGAAGAAGCAAGAGGAUAAACAGGAGGAGGAGGAGAAGAGAUAGGAGGAGAGAGGGAUGGGCAGUCGAGCUACCUACCGCCCUCCUCAUUCGCCCCAUCCAUCGGCGGCCAUGACGCCUGCAGGGCAGCGCAUCCAUCUGGGAGCGCCAUAAAGAUCAAAUGGACGGCCCUCUGAUUGGAGACAGGGAUUAGAGGAUUAGAGAGGUGUAGCUGGGUUGUUUUUUUUCUUUAAAAUCACACACACUCACACACUUGCAAUAGUGAACACUCAUAACACCCGUCUUUGAAUGCAUCAUCCCGGUGAACCCCGGCUGCUCUCAUGCGGCUCUGGGGGCUUGGACACUGCCAAACAAACAUAUACUUAACUUGCUUGAUGAAACAUUACGCAGCCUUUUUUUAUCUUUCUUUGUAGUCAGUGUGCUUAAACAGGAAAGUUACUUUAGGUGAGGAGAUAGUUCAGUGGGGAAACUUUAAAUAUCCAUGCAGUCAGUUGUAAGUGCUUUACCGGCUUUUGAAAUCAAAUACUCAACUUUUUUCAUUGUUUUUUAAUGUUUCUCAUACAUGGGACACGAAACCAUUAUCUGCCGCAGUCAGCUCCAGUAAUCUAUGUGAAGAAAACAACAACAAAUCUGCUGGAGAGAGACUGUAUGGAUUGACUUCUAGCAUAGCUGACAAUCGAACCCAGGGCUCGGACACUGGGUGUUUCGGUGCACCCAUGGGACCUCGGUCAGCGGGUGCUGCUGCAACUCUCAGGCUCUCCUCCAGUGGGUGUUUGCAUCUCUCACCUUCACUGAGACACCUGCUGCCUCCGCAGGCUAACUGACAGAAAUGCGCAGCGACACUUUCUUCCCUUUUUUUCUACUUAGAAGGCGAUAAUUCUUCUUAUUGUUGUUACAAAGAAUGACACUUUGCUCUUUUCUCGCUUGGAGAAAAUGUCUUAAAAACCACUGAAUUGUGUUUGAGAAAAAACUCAAAAUCUAAGAUGACUUCAACGGAAUGUGUGGGAUGAGAAGGAGAGCGUUGCUGGUCUUUUAAUUCCCAUGUGCACCGGAUCUGCUUCUGCAGUCUGUGAGCAACCAGUGGAUGAACAAAAAAACAGAAUCAUACUAACUCUCAGAAACGGAAUUUGUAUUUUUGUUGGACUAAAAUAAAAGCAGAAAGCAGAGAGGUCUUCAGUUGUUUGUGCUGCUCUUUCUGCCCUGCGAUUCACUCCAGCUGAAAAACACAACCCUUGCAUGACCCUUCGUGGUCACUGCACUCUACCGGAGUCAGGCGGAGGACUCGCUAAAGGAAGGAAACUUGUUUUUUCUUCUUUCUUUGUUUUCUUGUUGAUUCUGAGAGCCAUCCUGGAGCUCUUUCACAGACUUUGAGUUCUCAUCUCCCUGGCAGCACUACAGGGCAUGAACGGAGGCUGAAGAGCUGCUUUUUGGUUACUCACUCAGCUUACUGGGACGCCAACCGACCCAUGUGUUGUGGUGCCGAACAAACACGGUCACAUUGCCCCGGUCAAAUUUUGCCUGUUUUGUAUCCAUUGACUGCACUGACUUCUUUUCAAUGUUAUCUGUGCUUUUUUUUUUCAACAGCGAUAAAAGGAACACAAAGAAAAAAAAAUCAUAAAAAGACUUGAAAAAAUACGACACAAAAAAACAAUUCUGUCUCGCUCUACACAUUGUAUACAGAACAAGCACACAUAUUCCAUCAAACACACACACACACACACACACACACACACACACACACACACACACAUACACACAGACUUACACUGCAGUUUCUUUGCUCACGGCUCCUCUUGAGAUAAGACUAAUAAGAUUUAGGAAAUAAUUAUUAAACUAAUGAACAGAGUUGGAAAACAAAACACUGCAUGGCAGGCUUUAUUGCCAAACACAUAACACACACACACACCACAGCACACACACAACACACACACCACACACACACACACACAACACACCACCCCCACACACACACACACACACACUUCCUUGAAUUCUAUGUUCUGCUCCCAGAUCUUUUUUCACAGUAGGAAUUUAGCAACUGUUGUUUAGUAGAAGAGGAUCUUAGCUCUCGGCUGGAGGUAACCGACUAUUUCAAAUCUUUUGAAGUGAGAAAUCAGCUUGUUCUUCUCAGUUCCAACAAUCACCCACGUAUCCCUCGCUACAGUUUGUGCCUCUCAUCUAAUCAGCGUUUUUAAUUCAGAGACAUGGUAUGAAGUAUUGUUUUCAUCAAAAUCAACGGAAGGAAAACAAUUGCAGCAGGCCGUUUAUCCAAACAUGCUGACAUGUCCAUAAUCCUCAAACAUCUUUCUAUCCUGCCUCUAAUCUACAAUGAAAUUGAAUGUCUUGACCCAAACAAAGAUAGCAACCAGAAUCAUCAUCACAUUUGGUUACUUAAAUCUGGUAAAUCAGCUUUAUCAAUUAUUGAAAGUCUAAAUCGACUUAAACAUAGUUAUUUAACCUGGAAAUCAGGUUUCAUAAGCAAACUGUCAUUGGGAUCACAAGCUCCUUCAGCUUGUUUAAUGUUGAUGUCCCUAUGACAUAUAUUUUGUUAAUAGAGGAUUAAGUCUUGUGCUAAGACCAGCAUUAAUGUUGGUGAUAUUUUGCAAAUAUAUCAAUACAUUUAAGUAGAAUUAGCACAGUGAGAGUAUUGACUCUGUGCUGAAUUUAACUUUGACACACUAAUUAGCUAAAUAAAGAAGUAAAUUAAUGCAGUUUAAUGGCCAAAGCAUUUCUAUUGGAUUAUAUCCCAUAACAGCUGUUUGCUAGCUCACUAGCUACUAAUACAGCUAGAGGACUAGCUAGCUUGUGGCGGUGCUUACAACAAGAAUAGCGUAUGAAGGAAUGUUGUUUUACCACUUCUUUCUGUGAUCAAGUGCUUAGAGGUUUAUGUGCAUUACAGUAUUCAAAGAACACACAUCACCUGCUGGAUUUUCAAAGCUAUAAUUGAUAGAUUUUUUUUAUCUGCAACCUGAAUGUAAACACUAACAUCUCCAUUGUAAAAAAUGAUGCAUGAGAGGCACACACUGUAGCAAACACACAUAUCCACGCCUGCUUCCUUCGCUUAACGGUUGCAGAAAAAGAAAACUUGCCUUGUAAUCAGGGCAUUACUGAUACACAACUGACACCACUGCUCCAUCCACUCACCACCACCUAUAUGCCCCGUAGCACAUGCAAACAGUCUAAUUCUUGCUGCUGUUGACUGGUGUAGCUGGGUGAGGGUGCAAGGUUCCUGAAGCUGGCGGGGGAUUUUACAUCCCAGCGUGCCCAGUCAAUGUGCCAGUCGGCCUUGCCAGCCUUCAUUAGGUAGAAAGUGAAAACAUUCCCCUCCAAGCGGGUUUAUGGGGCAGCUUUGAACAAUCAAUACCAAAAACCUCCAGCGUGGAACUGCCCUUUAGCUACAGGCAGAGUCUCCCCGGUCAGGAGAGAUCAGCAGGAGACCGCCUCCAUAUGAGGCCUCUGUAUCCAGCGGCAGCUUUCUCUACUAACUCUCUGUUUCUGCUAAAUACGACAUAACCAACACAUGUUUGAGAUGAAUCCAGUGUUUCACUUUUUUUUUUUGAUUUCACUGUUAGGUUUCUGUUACAAAAAGCUAUAUUGAUGGUUGUUUUCUUCAGCUUGGAUGACGCAAAGUCAUGCCAAAAUGUUGAGGCCUGCAAUGGGAUGUAGGAGCCCUCCUAUACAGGAAGUACAAUCAUAGAGGGAUAGAGAUAGUAGCACUUUUGAGGCUUUUGAUGGCAUGAAUGUGUAUAUUUGUGUGUAUGUGGCACCAUUAGGCAUACUGUGAGGGAAGCAGUGAUUCAGCAAAGUGGUUGAUAACAGAUUUUAAACUGCUGGCCAUGUGUGGGAAAAAUACUGGUUGAUAAAUUUGCUGUUUGAAAAUGCUUUUUAAUCCAAGCAAAGGCUGACAAUGUUUUUAUUACGUUUAUUUUUUUCUUUCCCUUCAUUCGUUCAGAAAUUCAUUCAUUCAUUCAUUCAUAGUCAUGAAGCUUGAUGACUUGAGUCAAAGACAUGCAAACUCGCACUUUGUUUUAAAGGAUGCUAAAAUCAGACUCCUCGCUGCCAGAUUAGUUUAAAUGGCAGUUAUCUGAAGGACACUUAUGGCUAAUUAUUUUUCUGUUUAUUUUUCUCCUUCCCAAGAAUCUCAAAACUGGUGAAGAAGAAACAAUAAUACAAAUAUCUGGAUGUAAAUAAGAUCUUAAAAAUAGCAUUUGCAGCUCAAACACUGUAGUUUUACCAUUUUGAAUGAGCUGCUAAUACCACAAGAGGACCUAUUUUACAGAAAACAGUGGGGGUCAGUCAGUGUCUUCUUGCAGUAGCUUUUCAUGCAUGGUCACCCGAAACUAAAAUUGAACAAUGGUUUAUCGGCUUUUAAAAAAUAGUACAAUUUGUUUAGGUGAAAAUCAAUAGACAAUGAGAAUGAUGAACCUCAAUUACACUCUAAAAAUAUUAGCACGUCUGUGUUGUUUUUUAAGAUAACACAUUGAACAUUUGUGCCCCAAACUGCAUAGACGUACCAAGUUGUUGAAGAAUUUGUACACCAAAUCAGAGCGUACAUUUUCAAAUAUAAAUUUAUUGUAGUAAGUACUGAUAAUUGUAGUGGCGGCCAGCCAACAAAUACAACUCAUGGGUUUUCUCCUCUUUAAUUAAAAUCUGUCUUGACAUCCGACAGAUCUCUCAAGUCAAUUCAGAUACAACUUCACAUUUUGGAUCCAUCGUGUUAAAGCGGUUUUCUGUCACAGUGUUGCUCCGGGUCUCCUGUCGUCUCUAAGGCUCCUCCAGGCCAGUUAGCAGCCGUACCACAGAUCUGAUUAGCAUUAGCACUCUUCUCUAGUUGCAGUUCAGCUAAUGAGAUAGCUCUGGGUCACAGGGAAACUGAGUGGUCUGGAGAUGAGAAAAAAACAAAACAACAGGGACCUUGAGCCCGACCGAUUCCCGCUCUCCGUACCCAGUGGACAGAUUUGAUGUGAAACAAACUCCAGUUAGAUCCCGUUAGCAUUGAGAAAUGCCAGGAGAUAGGGAGAUAUUUGUCAAAGAGACUAAACUGUGAUGAAAAAAAGGAUUUAAAAAAUAAUUUACCCACAUGAAUGUCCAAAUCAUUAAAUCAGCCCUUGCAUUUUAUCUUUUGGAUUACAGAUAAAAUAAAUUACCAUUUAUCAGCAAAGUCCCUACAGAUAUUUAAUCCACUCUGUGUACCCCAACCCUCUCUCUUUCUUCACAUGCUAUUAACGUUUCCCUUCAUCACCCAUCUCUUCCUCUCUGUCCACAGCAGUUGUCCAUGCACUAUCAGCUGCAGGAAUGCUGAAUGCACACUUUACACAUUUUGCCCAAAGAUUUGCAUAUUUGCAAGUUAACUGCUGUGAAUGUACUAGAUUUAGACGAAAGAGUCGAGAGGCAGAGACGCAGAAAACGAGUGUUGGAUGGAAGGAGGAUUGUUUUUCUUACAUGAUCGUUCCAUUAAAUCUUAAUUACCGGAAUGCUCCAACUCUUCAUGCUUCAUGACAUUUUCGGUCUACUGUUAGCUAGAGCUGAACUCAUUGUUCACAAAUGUAAAAUAAUGUUCUCAUUGGAAUUGAAAGGCAUGAAGUGAAGAAGCUUCAAUAUGUUGGCUUCUUAGCCCACUGCAAAUAAUAAUGUCAAGUCUAAUAUUUCAAAUAAGUCACAUGCUGGAAUCCUUUGAAAUGUUGAACUGUUGACUAUCAAAACCAAAUUUACCAUUUCCAUACAUCAAAUGGUUAAAGUUCAUUGGAACUCCAGAAAAGAAGUUCAACACUUUACUAAUGGCGCUUUUACACUGGCAGGUUAGUCCAAUUAUUGCAGUGGUUUGCCUAAAAAUAUGAAGUUUUGGGGGAAAAUAAAUUGCGCACUCACCUAAAUGAGGUUGUCGCAAAUCAGAGCCAGACAAACUGUAUUACAGUUCAUGUUCAGUCGGAAAGCAGUUUGUACCCCACCCCUACGAAAAUCUUGUGAACAUGUAACGGCAAAAUUAUUCUUGCAGAAUUCCGACUCAAACCAACAAUCCCAGUGGGAAAACAUGCUUUAGACGUCGUCUUUGACCACAGCCAAUUGUUUGGACACAGUCCUUUGAGGCUUUGAGGCACCAGGCUUCAGUUUCCAGUUUACUAUCAUAUCACCCUGAAGAAGGAUUAUCACUUCUGGCAGCUUUUGUAAAUAGCGUGAGAUCUUACACACAGGCCGCUCUGUGUGAAAUGAACCGUAUGUGGCAACAGCCCCAUCUCAGAUAUUUCAGCGUUUCUAUAGAUCUGCUUUAGUUUACGCAAUCAUUGCACUACAUCAUCAUACUUAGCUAUCGCACUCUCCAUGUGCACGCACUGCUAGCUUAGUCUGUUGGAGCACUCUGUCAAAUAUCCACUUAACAUUUGUUACACGUCCAGGAUGCACCUUUCCACCAAGAACCAUUUACUACAGGUCCACUUGCGAUAGAUCAGAGUGACACAUCAACUUCAACCUCCAGUGAAAUGCCUUUUUUUAUCACCGUUAUUACGGGGGAGUAUGUUGAACUUUACUAACAUUCAGUCAUAGUCUGACUUGGUUGAACUUUCUUGGUAUCAGUGGCAUCCCGGAGUGACUGUCUAUAACUACUGUGUUUGUCCAUGCUUGAUGUGUCCGUAUAUAAGAAAUUCACAGAUCUUUACCCCUUCCCUUUUGUCUGUAAAUUUCACCUCACCCACGCCAAACCAUCUCCACCAAAACAACAAGAAGUCAGAGCCCUCUGUGGCCGAACACAUUCAUAGUCUUCAGGUACUGGGAAGUAUUCUUAAGAGCUACGUAGCUUGGGAGCUCCCAGCUGUUCUUUGGUGAGACUGAAAUAAUAUCUCCACCUUACCAGCUACAUGUCCAGUCGUUCUGUACUGUUUUAAGUUCACUUGACCCAGCCUUGUAGGUGUUCUGCCAUCUCUGUUAUUUUAUCUGCUCAGUUAGACCCUAAUGCCUGAUGCAUUCUUGUAGAGUACUUAGACAUUGAGAACUAUGUUGAGAACGUUUGCCCAGUCGUUUGACCCCUCUAAGUGAAUGCAAAAAGGAUUUGUUUCAAAAAUGUUCUGUUUGUCUCUGGCAUAGCUCCGUCAAACUUUACAGGACAGUUUCGUAUCUAAGGAUAUUUACUGACUCAGUAAUGGAAUUUGGCAUUACUUUUUUUGCUGAUUAACUUGUUUCAAUUCCUGUUACAACUGAACAAGCCCUGCUCAAGCUCUCACAGGAUCAAAGAUCUUCUGCAUCUGAAAACGUGUUAUUUCUGUCACAUGUUUUAAAUUUUACAAUCCUCAACAAGUCUGAAAGUCUAAAACAUCUUCUAGGGUGAAACUACGAUUGUUCGUCCACCUACGUACCUGGAUCUUUUACAGAUUUAGAGAGAUUACUUUUUUGUUGUUGGUAGAAACCAAAGAAUCCCUCAUAUUGUCGAUCAACGAUGUUUUUUCCUCAGGCCUUCCUAAGUGAUCGGCUGUCUACGGGAUUCUUUAUUUUCUUGAACAGGUUUCUGGAUUUUUUUCUAAUAUGGGUCUUGUUUUCAUACUUUCGCCCAUUGUUUGAUUGUGGCUGCCUACCAGCUGCUUUUCAGAGAUCUUUGACAUGAUGGAAAAGACACAAAAGACGCAACUGAUGAGUAAAAAAAAAUAUUUUAUCAACAGGAACGAUAAGAGAAUAAGACCUAUUUUAAAAGAAAAAUGAUUUGCCUUUAAGAUAAUAAAUAAUAGCAAUCCAUACUCACAACUAAAUUCUGUUUGGAACAAAAAUGAUUUUGGUGCCGAUCCUGAUGCCAUUUAUUGGGGGAAAAGUGAGCAAUCCAGUGUCGUUGUUUAGUGAAAGCUGUCUUUUAGCACCUUUAUAUCAUCACAGUGAACUCAAACCAUAACUGUUCCUGGGAUGAGUUGACAUGUAGAGAAAAGAGAAGACAGCAGGUGUGUUUUUACCAUUACAACAUCCCUCUCACCCAUCGUACAGGGGCUCUGUUACUCUGAUACCUUUCAUAUUAACCUUUGAUCCAUAAACCUUCACUCCACAUCCGCUUUCCUCGCCUCUGUUACGUCACCUUCGUUGAUUUUGUUUUGUUUUAAGUUCUCUUGUUUUAUUUAAAAGAUUUUGCUGUACAAAGUGUUUAAAAUAUUAUUUGUAUUAUAUGAUGUUAGUAUGGUAAUGUUCUUUAUUAAGGAAGAAGAAAAUUUAUUUUUGUUACUGGUCUGUUUCAUAAUUCUUUUCUAAAUUGGUAUUGUAAGAUAUCUAUGCAAGAACUGUUAAGUGGAGCAUUUUUAUUUAAGAAUGUAAUAUGUGUAAUAAAUGGUAGAAUCUG
Molecule: messenger RNA, 9643 nt
Organism: Etheostoma spectabile (orangethroat darter)
Lineage: Eukaryota; Metazoa; Chordata; Actinopteri; Perciformes; Percidae
Gene: klf7b
Product: Kruppel like factor 7b
Exons: 4
Coding region: 382-1311 (309 amino acids)
Biological process (GO): regulation of transcription by RNA polymerase II
Molecular function (GO): RNA polymerase II cis-regulatory region sequence-specific DNA binding; DNA-binding transcription factor activity, RNA polymerase II-specific
Source: RefSeq, a predicted model, not a curated record